AUGGCUUCUCCCAGCUCCGUCUUGCUCCUCAUUGACAGAGGUUCUGCGCCCUUAGAGUCCAUUGCGCCGGCCACAUUCGCGACACGACAGCGCAAGACCACGCGAGAUGCUUCUCUGCUUGCUGAGGCCCAGUAUCCCCCGCCCAUCUCCAACUCCACCGUAAUACAAUCGCCCAACAAUCCGAACAUCACCAUUUCCUACAAGUCGCCAGACCCAGGCACGUGCAAGACCGUCUUCGACACACAGAAGCAGUACACCGGCUACAUCAGCCUUCCGCCCUUGACUUUGGCCCCGAUACAGCAGAACUACUCCAUCAACACCUUUUUCUGGUUCAUAGAAGCACGGCAACAGCCGGAAACAGCGCCGCUCACCAUCUGGCUCAAUGGCGGACCCGGCAGCUCGUCGCUCAUCGGCCUCUUCCAGGAGAACGGGCCGUGCGAGGUGGUGCAGUUGCCGGAUGGGUCGUACGGUACACAAGCAAGAACGUGGGGAUGGGACCGCAGCUCCAAUAUCCUCUUUGUGGACCAGCCGGCCCAGGUGGGCCUCUCGUACGACAGCCUGGAGAAUGUUACGUAUAAUCUCCUGGCCGACAGAUUCAUUCCGGAGGGCGGCUUCAUACCGUCGAAUGUACCUCUGUACGCGCUUCUGAACGGGACCUUCGCCAGUUUCGAGCCCGAUGCUACGGCCAACACUACACAGAUAGCUGCGCACGCCAUCUGGCAUUUCCUGCAAGGCUUUCUGGCCGCAUUCCCGCAGUACAACCCAGGUACGAGGCCAAACAGCACGACGACGCUGCCCACAGGCAUAAACCUCUUCGCCGAAAGCUACGGUGGCAUGUACGGCCCCGUGUUCGCUGACCUCUUUGAGCUGAAGAACGCCCAGCGUCUCUCCGGCAUACUUCCCCGCAACAGCACGCUCGAGAUUCGACUCACCUCUCUCGGCAUCAUCAACGGCUGCAUAGACACCCUCGUCCAAGCCCCUUCCUUCCCUCAGUUCGCUUACAACAACACGUACGGUAUCCAAGCCAUCUCCCAGACCCAGAUGCUAAACACCCUCUCCGAGUUCAACUCCCCCGGCGGAUGUCGCGAGCUCAUCCUCUCCUGCCGUCGACAAUUCAGCGCGCUGGAUCCCGAGGGUGAGGGCGAUGUUGAGACUGUCAACGCGGCCUGCUUCAACGCGACGAAUGAGUGUAAUCGGCUGCAGUUUCAGUACUACAUGUCAGCCGGACGAGACGUCUAUGACAUCCGCCAGAGGUCGCCGAGCCCGUUUCCGCCGCUGGGCUAUCUAGAGUAUCUGAAUGAGGCGGGCGUGCAGCAGGCUGUCGGGGCGAGGGUUAAUUUUACGCAGAGCAGUAAUGUCGUGUUUAAUGAGUUUACGCAGACCGGCGACGUAACCACCGGCACCCAACUGCGCGCCCUAACCCGCCUCCUCGCCUCAAACAUCCGCAUCUCCCUCAUCUACGGCGACAGCGACUACGUCUGCAACUGGCUCGGCGGCGAAGCCCUCUCGCUGGCCCUAUCCACCCACCCCUCGCUGACCAACACCUUCUACCCGACCUCCUUCCCCGGGGCCGGCUACGCGCCCCUGAUCAUCAACAGCUCCUACAUCGGCGGCGCAGUGCGGCAAUACGGAAACCUCAGUUUCGUCAGGGUGUACGACGCGGGCCAUCUCGUGCCGGCCUACCAGCCGGAGACGGCGUUCACGGUGUUUGCGAGGGUGGUGCUGGGGAGCGACGUCGCGACGGGGGAGAGCGUCGACCUCGACACCUUCGCGACCGAGGGACCGCUCUUCUCCACCCAUCGCAAUCCCGACGAUGAGCCGCCACACGACCCCUCCCCGACGUGCUGGGUCCGCGCCAUCCCGGGCACGUGCACAGACGAGCAGCGGCGCGGCAUCGAGGCUGGGGAGGGCGUCGUCAGGGCGGGCGUGUGGUAUGCGGAUGAGAGGGAGGUCAGUAGUGCGAGUAGUAGUGCGAGCAGGGCGAGUGCGGUGCGGAGUAGUACGAGUAGUGUGCAGGUUACGGGGGUUUAUGUCGCUACUGCUACGCCGAGUCAGACGGGUGGGGUGGGGAGGGUGGCAGGAGGAGGUGUUGGGCUCGUGGGGCUUGUGGGGGCUGUAGUGGGGGGGCUGGUGGGCUUGUAG
Coniosporium apollinis CBS 100218 is the source of this 2142-nucleotide messenger RNA. RefSeq lists its product as uncharacterized. The coding region runs from base 1 to 2142 and encodes 713 amino acids. The record is from RefSeq and is a predicted model, not a curated record. Gene Ontology annotation, cellular component: fungal-type vacuole. Lineage: Eukaryota; Fungi; Ascomycota; Dothideomycetes. Gene Ontology annotation, biological process: proteolysis. The transcript has 3 exons. Gene Ontology annotation, molecular function: serine-type carboxypeptidase activity.